Neltuma alba is the source of this 882-nucleotide messenger RNA. RefSeq names its product probable calcium-binding protein CML22. The record is from RefSeq and is a predicted model, not a curated record. The transcript has 4 exons. Lineage: Eukaryota; Viridiplantae; Streptophyta; Magnoliopsida; Fabales; Fabaceae. Bases 196 to 882 code for a protein of 228 amino acids. Gene Ontology annotation, molecular function: calcium ion binding.
GAUGAAACAAAGAAUAGGGAAACAUUGAUUAUCCUGAUCUGCGUAGAAUCAUUUAAUUACAUGUUACAUAAAUGAAAUUUGCUUUAUGUUAAAACAAUCAUUAAUCAUAAACAGUAACUGGUCAUUCAACUUGAAAAUGCAGUAGUUCGUAUAUUUUGCUGCACUCAUUGGUUUCCCUGUCUGUCAUUGCAAGGGAUGUCUUAUCCUUGCCCAUUUCUGAAUAAAAUGGGAGCCAUGAUUUGUUGUCUGACUAAAGCAAACAAAUACAAGAAGUUGGAUAGGAAGAUAGAAAGGAAAUUAGUUGAAAUCAAUAGAUCUUCUUCUGCUGGACAAAGAGCUUUCAAGUCAAUUGAUAGAGUCGUUAUGCGGUUCCCUCAGAUCAGGGAGGGACUCAAAACAUUAGAAGGAAUCUUUGAACAGUAUGAUGAGGACUCUAACGGAUCUAUAGAGUACAGUGAACUAAAAAAGUGCUUUGAACAACUGCAAAUUGAUCUACCAGAGGAGGAAACUAAAGAUCUUUUUCAUUACUGUGAUAUUGAUGGAAGCAAGGGCAUACGGUUUAAUGAAUUUAUCGUUCUUCUAUGCCUCAUCUAUCUUCUAGAAGAAUAUUCAUCCUCUGAUAAUGUGGAGUUAACACAGCUGGGAACAAUUUUUCACACGAUAGUCGAAGUCUUUCUGUUUCUAGAUAAAAAUGGUGAUGGCAAGCUAAACAGGAAGGACGUGGACAAGACCCUGAAUGAGACUUACCCUUGGGAAAGAUCCCCAGCUGACGUCACUAAGAUCAGAUUUAAAGAAAUGGACUGGGACAGAAAUGGGCAAGUCACUUUCAGGGAAUUCCUCUUUGGCUUCUUAAAAUGGGUGGGAUUGAUGAGGAUGAAUUGA